AUGCGUAUCACCUCCUUCCUCGUGGCUACCCUAGCCACUCUCGUCACGGCUGCCGAGCAGUCGACUCAGUCAACUACUCACCGUCCCUACCUCGGUGCCGGAUUCUCGUGGGCUUCCCGAGUCCCCAACUACCAGAGCACCGCCGCCAGCGUUGCCGGUAUCACCUCCCACCUCACGACAUAUGAGAUCUCCUGCUUGACCAAUGCCCCCAAGUCUGUCUGUAACAUCGAGACUCCCUGGACCCUCAUCCAGGGCUCCACCACCUUCAGCUUCACUGGAAAAUACACCGCGUCGACCACCGCCAGCGUAGGCACCGUAACUGUCGAUCGUGAAUUUGACUGCUCCUUCACCAGCACCAGCAGGUCUGCUUCUUGCUCGUUCGAAUACCACAUCACUGGCUCUCACAAUGGUGCUUCAUACUCCACCUCCACCUCAUCUUCCACCUCCAGUCUUCCUACCGAGUCGAUGAAGUACUCCUCUCUUCUCAUCACCGGUGGCAUUGCCAAGAUCACCAGCGCUCAGUCAACUUCGACUACCGGUGCUGCUAACCCGACUGCCAAGGCUAUGAUCACCGGGGCACCCAUGGGAGCUGCGGCGGCGGUUGCCAUUGCUGCCAUGCUGUAG
Penicillium brevicompactum is the source of this 624-nucleotide messenger RNA. RefSeq lists its product as uncharacterized. The record is from RefSeq and is a predicted model, not a curated record. Bases 1 to 624 code for a protein of 207 amino acids. Lineage: Eukaryota; Fungi; Ascomycota; Eurotiomycetes; Eurotiales; Aspergillaceae. The transcript has a single exon.